UCCGCCCCUUCCUCCUUCCCCUCCCUCACUCUCCCGCCGGAGAGCUGGCUGGGCCGAGCGCCCGGAGAGGGCCGAGGGGCGGGGGAACCACCGGGCCCCGCGUCCCUCCUCCACACCGCAGCGCCCGGCGGCCCCCGCGGGUCCGUGGGUGAGCGGCGGCAGGAGGCGCCAUGGCCGACAGGGCGCGGGCGGCGCUCUGCGAGGCGGGCUGGUAUCUUUCAGAUGAAGGAAUUGAAGCUUGCAUAAGUUCCUCUGAAAAAGUUAAUACAAAUGACAUUAUCCUAGUUGCCCUUAAUACAGAUUUAAGAACGAUUGGCAAAAAAUUCCUGCCCAGUGACAUCAAUGGUGGAAAGGUGGAAAAGCUGGAAGGGCCAUGUGUUCUGCAAAUACAGAAAAUACGCAAUGUUGCUGCACCAAAGGAUAACGAAGAAUCUCAGGCUGCUCCCAGAAUGUUACGUUUACAGAUGACUGAUGGACACACGAGCUGCACAGCUGUAGAAUACAGUAGCAUGUCAAAAAUAAGCUUGAACACUCCACCUGGAACAAAAAUUAAGCUUUCAGGAAUUGUUGAAGUGAGAAAUGGAUUCUUGCUGUUGGAUGACAGUAACACAGCAGUUCUCGGAGGUGAAGUGGAGCAUCUUAUAGAAAAGUGGGAAUUACAAAGGAGUUUAGCAAAACACAAUAGAAGUAACAUUGGAACAGAAGGUGGCCCUCCCCCUUUUGUGCCUUUUGGGCAGAAAUGUGCAUCUCACGUGCAAGUGGACAGCAAAGAGCUUGAUCGCAGAAAGACUCUGCAAAUGACAAAUACUGUAAAAACUGUUGUGGACAAUGAUGAAUUUGAAAAGCAAAGAACAGCUGCUAUCGCAGAAGUAACAAAGAGCAAAGAGACCAAGACCUUUGGAGGAGGUGGUGGUAGUAGCAGAAGUAAUCUCAGUGUGAGUGCUGGAGGGAAUCGAAACAGGGAACUGUUCCAGAAGGAGAAAAUAACAAAACCUGAGGGAAAGAAUGAAGGUGUCUACCGAGAACUGGUUGAUGAAAAGGCUCUAAAACACAUAACAGAGAUGGGUUUCAGCAAAGAAGCAGCAAGACAGGCACUUAUGGAUAACAGUAACAGCCUGGAGGCGGCAUUAAAUUUUCUUCUCAACAGCAGUAAACAGAAACCCAUUCAGGGACCACCACCUAGAGGUAAAGGGAAGGGCCGAGGCCGAAUAAGACCUGAAGAUGAAGAAGAACUAGGAAACACCAGACCAUCUGCACCAAGCACGCUGUUUGAUUUCUUAGAAUCCAAAAUGGGUACCCUAACAGUAGAGGAGCCAAAAUUGCAAUUUCAGCCACCACAUCAAGUACAGCACAGAGUUAUGAAUACAGAACAGAAUGGCAUCAAAGAAAAUCAUUCAAGACACAUUUCUCGCAAUGACAUGAGACAACCAAGGAAUGAGAAACCCCCUCGUUUUCAAAGGGAUAUUCAAAAUUCAAGGCAGGCUUUGGAAAGUGGUGGGUUACCAAGAAACAGAGGUCCUGAAAGGCACAGCUCUUUAGAACAUUGGACAGAUGAGAAAUCUAAAAGUGACAGACAUUAUCCUAGAAAUGACAGGCCAAAGGAUUUGGGUUAUCCCUUAGCCACUCACCAGAAUGAUACUACUUUCAAAAAAAGGGAUAACAAUAUGCAAAACAGGGUAGGAAAAGGGGUGUCUUUCACAGAGUUCAAGGAGAACUCUGCUGCUCAAGAUACUACAGACAACAAUAACCAGAAACGUGGAAAAAGGGAAAACCAAAUGCACAAUUCUGAAAAUUUUUGUGAUAGGAAGGCACGAACAAUAAGUAGUGAAGCCUUUAUGGUAAAAAGUGAGCAACAUUUUGGCAUUAAUAAUGAUUACCAGAAUUCUGGUAGAACUGAUAAUUUUCAUGCUGUACCAAAUGGAGAUACUGAGCAUCAUCAGAAAGGAAGACGAGUAGGACCUAUCAAAUCAUCAGGACCCGCUACGAUUCCAUCUUUUGAUGAUAAAAUGUUGUAUUACAACACUGGUCCCAAAAGGAGAUCUGGGCCCAUCAAACCUGAGAAAGUAUUAGAACCAUCAUUUCACAUGGAGUAUGGAAAAAGUUGGAGACCGGGGGAUGAAUGUUUUGCUCUUUAUUGGGAAGACAACAAGUUCUACAGGGCAGAAAUUGAAGCUCUCCAUUCUUCUGGGACAACUGCAGUUGUUAAAUUCUGUGAUUAUGGAAAUUAUGAAGAGGUGCUUCUCAGCAACAUCAGGCCUCUUCAUGCAGACACAUGGGAGGAGGAGGAAGAAACAUAUGAACAAACUCUAGAGUUCCGCAGAGGAGGUGAUGGUCAGCCAAGACGGUCCACACGACCUACUCAACAAUUUUAUCAACCUCCAAGAGCUAGAAACUGAUUAAUAAGAAAUAAAAGAAACCUUCUUGAGUGUGGGGAAAUUCACUGGCAGCUUCAACUUACUGAAGACUUCUAGAAAUUCUGGCAUUUUCCAAGCAGCAGGAUGGAACAAAGAAAAAGCUCAUGUGAGCUGAAGGAAUUUGGACCUGACACUACAAGAGACUUUUUUAAAGUUCUUAGUUAUAUGAAGCUGAAUAAUUUUUACAUAUGAAAGAGGCAAAUUGUCAUUGCUGCCAUCAAUAAAACGACAGUGCACUAUUCUAUUCUUUGCCUUGUAUUCUUUUUACUGAGCCUCCAUUGUUAACAUAUUACUAAUGUACCAUGAUUUUUAUUCAUUUUGAAUUGAUUUUGGUUCUAAUAUUGUUUCUAGUAAAGUAAAACUUAUAUUUUCUCAAAAGCAGACACUAUUGGGCUUUUAAUUUAGGUUUUAGGCUAGCAUUAGUGAAACAUGUUAAAAAUUUUCAGCUAAUCAUUGUACAGUGAAAUUCUGAAUAGGUUUUUACUGUGUUUUCUGUUUUUUUUUUGUUGUUGUUGUUUUCUUUUUUUGUUGUUGUUGUUUUUUUUUUUUUUUUCCCAAAGUUGCUGAAGGCCAAAUUAUGAAUUUGCCUACUACGUUUCUCGUGAUCUGUGACUAAAAGGUCAAAGGGGAGGAAAAAAACACAUUGUUUUCAAUAGUCAUUUUCUAAAUAAUUUUAGGUAAAUAUUUUCUUUUUAGGAAUAUUUAUAUUACACAUAUAGAAACAUUUCUAGAAGGUACAGGAAAGUAGUUUAAAUAAAAAACACUGAAAGAUGCAUAUGAGUAUUUUAAACGUAAAUAUGUGUAUACAUGCAUACAUGUGCCACCUGUUGAUAGUAGUUUCUAACUUGUAGCUUUAAACUCUGCUUUUACUGCUUCAUAUUAUUAGAAUUUUUUCAGUUAUCAUUGAUGCUUGAAAGAAUAUUUUGUCAAACUACUUUUCAUUCUAAGCUGUAUCUGAUUCUUACGUGAUUUUGACAGUUUCUUUAGCUGAGAAGCACUCAAGAUCUAUGUACCAUGCAAAUCCUUUCUGAGCUUUAUUCUGAUGAUUUAAAUAAGAUUGAAAUAGCACAUAUGUUUUGAGGUGGUUCUUUAAAGACAGACUUUUACCUGAGAGAUAUAUUGAUGGUAUGAGUUUGACAAUUAAUUCUACUGGAUUUCUCUCUGAGUGUUCAUACAAAACUGGACAGAACCUGGUUUAUUUGGAUGAAAAGAAGUUUUAUAUUGAUGAUGUAAUUGAAUGUAUUUGCAGUACAUAAUGUGAAUUACUGUCUGAAUACAGUCAGAUCUUACCAAUCACAUAAAUAUUUGCAGAAUAAUAAGGAACCAAAUGUUUUGCUGACUUAAUGGAUCUUAAGCAGCUUCUUGAAAAUUCUAAUGCAACUCACUAAUAAUUCUAAAGAAAUUCAGAAGCUUAAAAUACGAGCUGUACAAUGUUGAAGUUCUUCACUAUCAACUGACACACAACAAAUUCUAAGAAGUUUGUUCAAUUUAAGUUAGAAACUACUUUCCAAAUACUAUGAAUCAUCCUGGUCAGUUCUGCUAAAUUGUACCAGCAAAUAAAUAAAUUGUAGAUCUAA
This is a messenger RNA of Tyto alba (common barn owl), 3991 nucleotides long. It is a transcript of the gene TDRD3, whose product is annotated as tudor domain containing 3. Gene Ontology annotation, molecular function: protein binding. Bases 171 to 2396 code for a protein of 741 amino acids. The record is from RefSeq and is a predicted model, not a curated record. Gene Ontology annotation, cellular component: nucleus. Lineage: Eukaryota; Metazoa; Chordata; Aves; Strigiformes; Tytonidae. The transcript is spliced from 14 exons.